Molecule: messenger RNA, 1954 nt
Organism: Galeopterus variegatus (Sunda flying lemur)
Lineage: Eukaryota; Metazoa; Chordata; Mammalia; Dermoptera; Cynocephalidae
Gene: SLC25A21
Product: solute carrier family 25 (mitochondrial oxoadipate carrier), member 21
Exons: 8
Coding region: 1-732 (243 amino acids)
Source: RefSeq, a predicted model, not a curated record
AUGAGGUUUACUUUCUGGGCCCAGGACUCUGGGUUGUUGUUUGGUUUUUACAAGGGAAUUUUGCCACCCAUCUUGGCUGAAACACCAAAAAGAGCAGUGAAGUUUUUCACUUUCGAGCAGUACAAGAAAUUGCUAGGAUAUGUGUCACUGUCACCAGCAUUGACAUUUGCCAUUGCCGGAUUGGGAUCUGGACUAACAGAAGCCAUCGUGGUUAACCCUUUUGAAGUAGUAAAAGUUGGCUUGCAAGCCAACCGGAACACAUUUGCAGAGCAACCAUCCACCAUGGCUUAUGCGAGACACAUCAUUAAGACGGAAGGCUUGGGUCUCCGGGGCCUCAACAAAGGAUUUACAGCAACUUUGGGACGCCAUGGGGUUUUCAACAUGGUUUAUUUUGGCUUCUACUACAAUGUCAAAAACAUUAUUCCUGUCAAUAAGGAUCCAGCCUUGGAGUUUUUGAGAAAAUUUGGGAUUGGUCUUCUGUCGGGGACAAUAGCCUCAGUCAUUAACAUCCCUUUUGAUGUUGCCAAAAGUAGGAUUCAAGGGCCUCAGCCAGUUCCUGGAGAGAUCAAGUACAGAACCUGUUUUAAAACAAUGGCAACAGUCUAUCAGGAAGAAGGGAUUUUAGCUUUGUACAAAGGCCUGCUUCCCAAGGUUAUGAGGCUUGGACCAGGUGGUGCAGUGAUGCUGCUGGUUUAUGAAUACACCUAUUCAUGGCUUCAGGAGAACUGGUGAUAGUUGAGAACGUGUUUCCCCUCCAGAUAAUGGAUAUUUACUAUUCAGCAUCAAGAAGAGGAGAAACUAUUGAUCAGCUAUGCUAGGCAUACAUUCAAUGAUGAAGGGGAAAACAAGAACAAAGCCUAUUUUGAUACUUUAGAAAUUAUCUUUAGGCAACUUGACAUGGUAGUUUUGGUCAUAUAUAUAAAACAUGAAAAGAAAAAUAAUAUGAAGCAAUAAAGUAUGUAAAUUGAAUAUAAAUAUAGCAUAGAAAUCAGAUAUAUUUCAUAAAAGCAAUAUAAACUUUGUCACCUAUGUUCCUCUCACAUUUCUUCACAAUAAAAACUCUUGGUAUUGAUAAUUAUUUUUUCUAAGUGGUCUAGAAACACUCAAAGUAAAUUCUUGAAAAUAAAUUAUUCUGUGACCAGGUCUUUAAGAAUUAUGCAAAGAAAGACUGGGUUGAAAAAAAUAUGUUAAGCCGAAAUUUAGACAGUUUUUGUAAGGAAUUAAAUUCUUCCAUAAAUAAUAUUUAAAGUCAGAAGGAAAAUCUGAAAUGGCCUUUUAAGAAUGUUUAAUUUUGUGAGUACUUUGUUAAAAUGUAAAUCUGUUGGGUUUCUUUACUAACAAUACACAUCUCAGCUACAUUUUCCUAAAUCUACUUUAUAUUUCACACUGUUGUUUAAAGCAGGUAUUUUUAAGUCAUGCUAUUCAAAGUAUUUUAUUACAAAUAGAAAUCAUGAAAUUAUAUUAAACUACUUUACUUCACAUAGUUCUCUUUAAAGACGUUUUGUUGCUGAAAUAUUUUUAUGUUAAGUCACAGAUUGGAAGCACACCCAGGGCCCAUUUGUGCUGUUUGUGUUUGCAUCCAAAUAAGCUCUCCUAUCUAUGCCAUUCUUAAGAAUGUGUAGAGUAAAACCACAUUUCCUAGUUACUAGUUUUAAGUGACAGCUUCAGGUGUGAAGUCUGAUGAUGAAGGAAAAACUGUUUCAAACUGGAAAUACAUUCUUAGCAUUUCCAAGGAUUCCUGUAUUAACAUGCACUCCAAAAAAUAUACCCUUGGUUUUGAUAUAACCAAACUUGAUUUUAUAUCUGCAUCCCGAAAUGAUGCGACUUCAGUAGCUAAAGUUAACAAAAAUGUCUGCACGUUGUAGAUGACACCUGUUCUUAACUACUACUAUGGGUUACUUCUACUAUGGUGCUAUUUCAAUGAAGCGUUUGGAAAAUAAAAAGUGAAAGAUAA